AUGACCGCCCUACAAAUGCUCAUAUUUGCUGCUGUGACUCUGGGUAUGGUGAUUCAAGCGACGAAUAGUAGAGACCAUGCUCAAGGCAAUGGUUCAGUCACGGUUCGGUCGGGCCCCUUGUGCCAUUCAAGUGUCGGAAAGCAGCACUCUGGAUAUGUGCAUGUGGGUGGAUCGAACAGAUACUUCUACGUGGCUAUUGAAGCCGAUGCGGAACCUAGCAAGGCCCCUACUUUCAUAUUUAUCGGCGGUGGCCUUGGUGAUAGCAGUAUCGGUAUCGCCAUGGGGCUCAAUGGACCAUGCCAUGCGGAUCCAGCUGGGACUCAACAGCUGCCAAACCCUUACUCGUGGACUCAGCAUGCUAACGGUAUUUGGGUCGAUGCUCCAGGGCCAACUGGAUUCAGCCUGGGACUUGUCGAGCCCAGCUUGGAGAAGUCUGUAGCCAACUUGUGA
This is a messenger RNA of Perkinsus marinus ATCC 50983, 450 nucleotides long. RefSeq lists its product as hypothetical. Gene Ontology annotation, molecular function: serine-type carboxypeptidase activity. The transcript has 4 exons. Bases 1 to 450 code for a protein of 149 amino acids. The record is from RefSeq and is a predicted model, not a curated record. Lineage: Eukaryota; Perkinsozoa; Perkinsida; Perkinsidae. Gene Ontology annotation, biological process: proteolysis.